Messenger RNA from Aethina tumida (small hive beetle), 3630 nucleotides. RefSeq lists its product as uncharacterized. Lineage: Eukaryota; Metazoa; Arthropoda; Insecta; Coleoptera; Nitidulidae. Gene Ontology annotation, molecular function: phosphotyrosine residue binding. The coding region runs from base 49 to 2997 and encodes 982 amino acids. The transcript is spliced from 8 exons. The record is from RefSeq and is a predicted model, not a curated record.
GCUUAGAUACCACGGCCAGUCUCGAACAGUGCAGGCUACACCGCUGCGAUGGAUAGAGUUCUGAAACGCGUUGGCCUCUCGAAAAGAAGUCAGUCCGACAUAAAAGACGGAUCGCAGGAGACGACGGUCGUCCAGGACUCUAUCAAGAAACGGAGGAAACGCAGAAGUAAAUCCAGACGGCGGCCGUCUCAGGAGAAUCGGAAGUCUCGCGGUAUAUUUAAUAUUGAUUGGGAAUCUGUAAGGGACUGCAAAUCUUGCAAAUCACGCGCAAUCACCAGAAGAUUCUGUAGUAAGAGAUGUGAUAAUGAACUGUACAGGUCUAAUAGUUUUAAAUUUGAAAGAUUUAUUAGAGGAAAUGAGGAAGUUUCCACCCUAGGAAAAAAGAUAUCCCUUUGCGACGACUACAUACUGCCGAUUGAUCAUCUGAACAAGAUCAGGCCGGUCUCAGCGGCGGCAUCGGUCACCCACUUCGUCGAAUCUAGUCCCAAUGAAGAGAAGAUUACGGUUUUAGAAACAUAUUCUAGUCCACGCGACCAAAGACAGCCUACAAAUAACGACGAAAAUGACAGUAAAUGCUUCACUAGUCCAGAUCGAGAAUAUUCACAACCGUAUACAACAGAUGCAUGCUCUGAACCAUCGUCAGAUGAAGUAUUCUUCGAUCGCAGAGUAACUUUACUCAAUCCCUUAGACUUAACAUCUCCAAACAGUAUACAUGAAUGCGUAUUCCCCCAAAGUGAGACAGUCAAAUCGCCAACGAAAGCAGACAUCAAACGCCACCCAUCCCCGUACUACUACGGGGAUCUAUACAAAUAUAAAACAACCGAGGGAUCGCCAGUGAAGAGCAACGCCUACAAAUGCAAAAAGAGCCUGAGCUUGGACAAGCCGCAACACGUGACCAAUCAUGUUGAAUCAAAACCAACAAAUCAAAAACGGAAAACGUUAAAGAAACAUAAACGAAGCUCAAGCGUCGACAAUUUACCAUUAGAUAGACCAAUCCGAGCCAGAACCAGCCGUCAAAAUAAGUAUACUAAAAGCUCGAGCGUCGACUCGCAAAGCUCGGACAACUGUAGGAAUGUCACCAAAAACAUAAACUCACCUUUUAUUUUAAUCACAACAAAAGAUGAGCUAGACAUGACCCGACAAAGGCAUGUGUAUGAGACUGCUUUUGACUGCCAGAUCAGCAAGUCCGACGACGAUUUAGAUGAGAUAGACAAAAUUUCCAACCAUCCCGUCCUUAUACAAGCAAGCGAGUCCAAGUCCACAAUCGCCACGAAAGCCAAGGAGGACGCCAUCAGCGAACUCUCUCAAAAUUUGCAGGAUAUGCAUCUACCAGUAGAGAUAUCAAAAGCUCCAGACAGCCUUUCAUUAUUGCCCUUAAGAUGUUACACGCCAUCACCUCCGUCCACAGCACCUUUACCAACAAAGUUCCAUGGAAAAGAGCUGAUCAUGAACAGUAUCAGAAGUGCCCCCAACUUGCCGUCGCACCAGAAGACCCGUGUGAAGCACAUGCAUCACUCGGCGAAUUCACUGCGAGGCCAUUCUGCCACCGAAAGCAAUAGCAAUUUGCAAAUGCAAACAUCUAGUUCCUUACGUUUGGACUUUGCAAACACUAAUCAGUUCAUAACUGAGUUUAAGGGCCGACCUAGUCAUUCUAAAGAUAAUUUGCAACUCAAUAGGGAUAGGAUAUACGAGAUCAAGGACAGGCCGAGGAAGGACUUCCUCAUGUUAAAGAAACGAGAGAAGUCGAGCAAUAUUAAAGAUAAGAUACAUAGACAUAAGUACUCUAGCACUGAAAGUAUCACUAGUAGCAGCUGUGGCAGCAUGGAGAGUAUUAAGAGCAGCACCAGCGAAGGUAACAGAAGUACCUCGAGCUCAGAAAGCAGACAGUCAUCUUCGUUGAGCUCCCACAGCUCAGACUCGGGCAGAAACAGCAAAUACUCGAUAUCCCAAAGCUCAAAUUUCAUGCCACACAACAACAAAUUACAUAUUCUCAGCCCCAUAUCAGACAAGUCAUCCCAAGAACCAAUCUCGGAAACCUCCGACAACAACCGUAACAACAACUCUCAGAAGUGCUCACCGGAAGAAGUUUGCCUUACCCCUCCGGACAUAAUGAAAGUUAAACGACGACUACCUCAAAAUCGAAACCUGCUAAGUUUAGGUUUCCACACGGAGAUCCAGGGCUCGGACAGCGGCAUAUCGAUCCAGUCGCGCGAAGGCAUCAAAUCUAGGUUCGGAUUCAACUCGGAAAUGUCCGGUGCCCCGAGUCAACAGGACUUCUCCGACUUGCCGUUCGAUAUGCCGAAGCUGCGCAGAAGGAGGAUGCUGCUGCAAGAUCCUUGCACCUCCAGCAGCGCCACCUCCGUGGAUCUGCGUGACUUGCCUUUUGAUAUGCCUAAGUUGAGGAGGAGAUUGAGGGUUCAACAGGAUUCCGUUUCGCAGGCAUCUUCUAGUCAAAGUGUGGUUGAAGCUGACCGACAAGGUAAUGGAAUUUUGCUAACAUACUUUGGAGUUAAUCGGUGGGUUUUAGGUUUUGCUCCCAAGCUAACGUUGAAUUUAAACGAUAUGCCUGUUUGUCAAAGGCCAGGUUUAGGAUUGUCGUUAGGUUUAGGUUUGAACUUCAAUACUACAGGUAAAAUUUCCUCGUGUGAAAUACUCAUCGAUAACAAGAGGCCCCUAGAAAAACAAGGCUGGUUUCAUGGUUCUAUAACGCGUAUAGAAGCUGAGACUGUCUUGAAGGACCUGAAGGAAGGAAGUUUUCUUGUCAGAAACAGUGAAUCAUCAAAGAACGAUUUUUCAUUGUCUCUCAAGAGUGCCAAAGGAUUUAUGCAUAUGAAAAUUCAAAAGAACAACACAGAUGGUUGUUUCAUAUUGGGACAGUUCAGCCAACCAUUCACUUCAGUGCCUGAAAUGAUAAAACACUUCUCCUUGAACCGUUUGCCGAUUCGAGGUGCUGAGCACAUGUGUUUGUUGCAACCGGUGAUGGCCCAACUUUUGUGAUAAAAUGAGACAUGUUUGUAUUCUACAUAUGAUUAACUUUCUGGAUAUUUCCAUCGUAAUUUUAAUAUUUAACUAGAGAUAAUAGGUUAUACAAUUAAAAUUAGUUUAACAAUAGUGAUUUGAAACUAAUGUAUAAGUAGUACUAUAGAGUAUUUUCUAUUUAACAAUUGUUAUAUAGUAUUCACUAAUACGUAUAUGUUAUGAAAGGUGUAUAUAUGUAUAUAGACGUAAUUAUAGAUUUUUACACAAUAAUAAAAAACAAAAACUAUUGUAAAUAACCAAGUAUAUUUUUAUAAAUGUUAUAUUUCUCUGUAUAAGUAUACAGUAUAUACACUUGGCUUCCAUAAUGCAAGAUUUCCUAAAUCACCCAAUAAGAAAUGUUGCAGAAAUAGUUGUGAGUAGUUUAGGACGUCUUGUAAAGUAUAUUUCUUAAUUUUAGUUCACUUCUAACCAAGAUUAACUGUAUUAUUAAGGAUCUAAACUAAUGCAUGAUUGUUUUUAACAGUUUUUCAAAGAAAAGUAUUUGUCAUAUUAGCAAGGUGAAAAUUCUAACAUUUUUAAGAGAAUUUAGGUCCUAAAAUUAUAACAUUGUCAAAAUUACAAGUAUCAACAAAAUAAAGUUUUACUACAGUA